AUGGAACCAUCUACAGGUGAACCAACUAUGGAACCAACCACUACAUCCACAACCGAACCAACUAGUGAGGCGACUACGAGCAUGGAGACCAAUGAACCAACCACGACACCGACAACUACACCAACUCCUGAACCGUCUUCACCGAGACCCGUAGAGGCAAUGACACGACAGGGAACUUUUGAUGGAAGCUUUGGCAACCACAGGCCCAUCAAAUCAAUGACUCAGACACGACAUGGAACUUUUGGGGGCAGGUUCGGCAACAAUAUGCCCCUUAACUCUAGGGAGGAAAGAGAGCAGAACAUUAUAAUGGUUGAAAGGAGUCAAGAUGAAGAAGAAGAGGAGGAGGAAGAAGACGAUGUCGAAGACGACACUGAGGAGACAUCCUUGAAGUCACAUCAUUUCCUUGAUAAUGGAGAGGACUUUGCUGAUCUUUGGGGCUCUGGAGAUGGUUGA
Seminavis robusta is the source of this 453-nucleotide messenger RNA. The record is from the annotation of a GenBank genome assembly. NCBI's taxonomy places the organism in Eukaryota, Bacillariophyta, Bacillariophyceae, Naviculales, Naviculaceae.